GGUCAGGCUCGUGCCCGUCCCCGUGCGGUGGACUGUGAGCAGCGGCAGCGGCAGAGAGGGGCAGCCCGCCGGAGGCACAGAGACCACCGCGUGACUCUCGGUGUCUUCCAGCGGCUUUCGCGGACCUAACGGCUGCCUCUGUGUGGACUUUUCUCGGGGACAGAGGUAGGGGGCUCCCGGCCUCACCUGGACGCUGGUUUGGAGGAAGUUUGCCCCUUCAGCUACGCCGAGAAGCGGAACAAUGAGGGAGAGCCAGCCGGGCAGCCAGACCCGAGCUAACGGCUAACAGGGAGCAGCUGGGCGGUGAAAGCGACCAAACUGUCCCGUAACGGAUCCUCCCGACACUUUUCCCGCUUCCUCUCAGCGCGUGGACACUUGGACUCGCCGCUCCGGGACUGGCUCACACUUGUGGAGGGACACUUGAAGCCACAACAAGUUUUUUUCUCUGCUUUCGGACAUGGAGACGGACUCGCUUCCAGGCGACGUGGAUUCUCUGCGCGGCGGGCUGAGCCUCCUGGAUCCGCUGGUGGACCGGAUCCUGGGGGACGCUGUGUCACAGCAGCAGGGCUGGCUCCGGGUCUACGAUGUUAAAGGUCCUCCGGCUCACCGAUUCUCCUGCGGUCAGAGCCCGUACACCAACAGCGGCUCCUGGGACAGGAAGUUCUGCAUCCUGACCGACACCCAGCUCAUCCUGCUCAACAAGGAUGAUGAGGUUGCAGGCGACGCUCAGGAGAGCCCCACAGACUCGGCGAAGGCUCGCAGCCUCCGCAGGACGGUCAGCGUCCCCUCAGAGGGACAGUUCCCGGAGUUCCAGGCAGAGGGCGCCACCGCCAUGCUCGAAGUUUCUUCGGAGAGAUCUCCGAGGAGGAGGAGUAUUUCUGGUUUGGGGAGCUCGGAGAAGAGCGUCGCAGUCGACAAUCCAAACACGUCUCCGUUCAAAGUGCCGGGGUUUUUCAGUAAACGUCUCAAAGGCUCCAUCAAAAGGACGAGGAGUCAGACCAAACUGGACAGAAACACCAGCUUCAGACUGCCCUCGAUCCGGCCCGCCGAUGCCGACAGAUCGCGCGUGCUUCCCAAGCUGAAGGAGUCGAGCUCCCAUGAGUCCUUGCUGAGCCCGGGCAGCGCGGUGGAGGCUCUGGACCUGAGCAUGGAGGAGGACGUGUUCAUCAAGCCGCUGCACAGCAGCAUCCUGGGACAGGAGUUCUGCUUCGAGGUGACGUACUCAGGCGGCAGCAAGUGUUUCAGCUGCACGUCGGCGUCAGAGAGAGACAAGUGGAUGGAGAACCUGAGGAGGACGAUUCAGCCCAACAAGGACAACUGCCGGCGCGCCGAGAACCUGCUGCGACUCUGGAUCAUCGAAGCCAAAGACCUGCCGCCUAAGAAGAAAUAUUUCUGCGAGCUGUGUCUGGACGACGUCCUGUACGCCCGGACCACCAGCAAGACCCGCCACGACAGCCUGUUCUGGGGCGAGUACUUCGACUUCUCCAGCCUGCCCGGCGUGCACAGCAUCACCGUGCACAUCUACCGCGACGUGGACAAGAAGAAGAAAAAGGACAAGAACAACUACGUGGGCCUGGUCAACAUCCCCGUGGCGAGCGUGACGGGCCGGCAGUUCGUGGAGAAGUGGUACCCGGUGAGCACGCCCACCACCAGCAAGGGCAAAGGCGGCGGGCCGUCGAUCCGCAUCAAGUCGCGCUUCCAGACCAUCUCCAUCCUGCCCAUGGAGCAGUACAAGGAGUUCGCCGAGUUCGUCACCAACAACUACACCAUGCUGUGCUCGGUGCUCGAGCCCGUCAUCAGCGUGAAGAACAAGGAGGAGAUGGCGUGCGCGCUGGUGCACAUCCUGCAGAGCACGGGCAGGGCAAAGGACUUCCUGACAGACCUGGUGAUGUCAGAGGUGGAUCGAUGCGCCGACCACGACGUCCUGAUCUUCAGGGAGAACACGCUCGCCACCAAGGCCAUCGAGGAGUAUCUGAAGCUGGUGGGACAGAAAUACCUGCACGACGCGCUCGGCGAGUUCAUCAAAGCUCUGUACGAGUCGGACGAGAACUGCGAGGUGGACCCGAGCCGAUGCUCCACCGGCCCAGCUGCUGCCUCUCCCCUUCUGUUCAUUCUGUACAUGAGUGAGUGUCGCAGCAGUUUCACAAACAGACACAUCCUGAAGUUUGCUGAUGACACAGUGAUCGUCAGGCCAUGGACAGUACUGUUGGCUCCUCCCCGUCUCCGCAGCGUGUUUCCUCGUGAGCUGAAGGAAGUGUUCGCCUCGUGGAAGCAGCAGUGCGUCGCCCGCGGCCACCAGCAGGACAUCAGCAAGCGCCUCAUCAGCGCCUCGCUCUUCCUGCGCUUCCUCUGCCCCGCCAUCAUGUCGCCCUCGCUCUUCAACCUCAUGCAGGAGUACCCCGAUGACCGAACGUCCCGGACGCUCACGCUCAUCGCCAAAGUCAUCCAGAACCUCGCCAACUUCACCAAGUUUGGAAACAAGGAGGAGUACAUGGCCUUCAUGAACGACUUCCUGGAGCACGAAUGGGCGGGGAUGAUGCGUUUCCUGUCGGAGAUUUCCAACCCGGAGACGCUGACCAACACGCCGGGGUUCGAGGGCUACAUCGACCUCGGCCGCGAGCUGUCCGUCCUGCACGCCCUCCUGUGGGAGGUCGUCUCUCAGCUCGACAAGGUGCAGACACACAAACAUCGACACAGAUUGCCUCCGCAGCAUCCCUCCAACCACGCCAGCUUCUCCGACCAGGAGGAGCGCGACACGCUGCUGCCCAACGGUCGCAGCAUCUCUCUGGUCGACCUGCAGGACGCUCAGAGCCUCCACAGCCACACCCCGCCACACCACGAGGCCCCGCCCCGCCUCAGCAGGGUUGGCUCGCAGGCCUCCGUCGGACAUGCCGUUGCCCCGGUUACCUACUCCCACUCCAACCCUCUCACGCCUCAGCCGGCGCCGCACCAGGCAAAAGUCCCGCCCAGAGACGGACAGCCACAGAGCGCUCCGCAGGUGAGGCGGCCGCUGCACGCCUCCGUCAGCCAGCAGCGCAGCCUGCAGCCGCUCUCGUUCCAGAACCCCGUCUACCACCUGAGUAACCCCGCCCACAGCGUGACAGCACGCUCCGCCCACUCGCUGCGGCAGGACUCCAGCUCGGAGAACCUGAGCACCGAGAGCUCCCACAACAGCCACAGCAACUCCGACGACUUCGGCAGCCAGGUGGGGGGCAAAGGUCGCGCGCCGUCCAACAGCAGCCUGGACGAGGCGGGCAGCAGGCGGAGCACGCAGAGCGAGGACUGCUCUACGCCACGCCGCCACGCCCUGCAAGACCUCCCGCCCGGCACCGCCACAGCGGUCGCCAUCCCUCGUCAGAGCACGACAGCGGGCACCGCCCACAUCAUAAAGGUGGAGCAGCAGAGCAAAGGGGGCGGGGCAAGGACGCCACGGUCCGCUGCACACAGCGCCUCGCUGCACAGCAGCAGCAGCGCCAACACCGAACCAACACCCACCCCCGCCGCUGGCAUCAUCAACCGCCAACCGUCCACCUGCUCUGUGGAGAACGUGGCUCCGCCCCCAAAGAGCGCCACCAAGCAGAUGCCACAGGUGGCGUCUCCAGUGGAGGCGGUGGCGGUGGCGAUGUCUCCCGUGGAGAGGACGGCGGCGUGGGUCCUGAACAACGGGCAGUACGAGGAGACGGAGGAGGAGGGAGGGGAGAGGAGCAGGGAGGAGGGCAGGAACACCGAGAAGUACGAGCUGGAGAUCUCUCGGCUGAAGGAGCGCCUGCGCGUGUCCGGGCGGCGCCUCGAGGAGUACGAGCGGCGGCUGCUCGCUCAGGAGCAGCAGAUGCAGAAGCUGCUGCACGAGUACAAGAACCGUCUGGAGGACAGCGAGGAGCGACUGAGGAGGCAGCAGGAGGAGAAGGACGCCCAGAUGAAGAGCAUCAUCUGCAGGUAUGUGACACGCCUGUGGCACACCUGUGGCACACCUGUGGCACACCUGUGGCACACCUGUGGCACACCUGUGGCACAGGUAAUGGGUUUCAGAGGGAAGCAGCGAUGCGUUGUGUUCGAGCAGCAGCUGUGA
Molecule: messenger RNA, 4069 nt
Organism: Neolamprologus brichardi
Lineage: Eukaryota; Metazoa; Chordata; Actinopteri; Cichliformes; Cichlidae
Source: RefSeq, a predicted model, not a curated record